AAGGUGGAUUAGGAAAAGCACGGCCGAGAACUCUCGCUGAUGCUGAGAUUUCGAUCCAUGACGGAGUUUCUGUCUUGUUCAAGAACCCGAAGGAACGUUGACAGACCUGCAUGCCUGCCCGGUCCUUACCAUUCGUCCAUUCAAUUGGUUUGCUUGGAGCCACGCACGCAGAAAUCACCAGUGGAAAAGUGGGACCUCGUAUUUGUGUACUUGGUACAUCACUUCUUGAGACGAUAACAGUUUUGCGCCCGACAGCGCGGCUCACGGCGGACAAGGAUCUUGGCAUGAUCUUCGCCGGCAAUCUGGGACGUCUCUAUCAGCCGCAGACAGAAAACGAUGCGCUUGUUAGGUACCCAGACAGUCGACACAUCAGUUUUCGAGUCGCUUGGGGAAGAGCGCUGCAGACACAGAUCGGUUCCUGCCCAUAAAGCUAGGUAGGUAUAUUUCUUCAUACAAGAUGGCGCAUCCUUGGCGGACGCACACCAGACAGAAAAAGUUCAUUAGUUCAAGCAGGUAACG
Molecule: messenger RNA, 519 nt
Organism: Canariomyces notabilis
Lineage: Eukaryota; Fungi; Ascomycota; Sordariomycetes; Sordariales; Chaetomiaceae
Exons: 1
Coding region: 111-428 (105 amino acids)
Source: RefSeq, a predicted model, not a curated record